GUGUUUUGUCUACGCGUGAACGCGUCUUCCGUGAGGGGCGUGGACGCGUCCUGCCUCGAGCGCACAGUGCGCGUACAGCAGGCGCAACAGACAGCAGUGUGCGUCUCGCACAUCCAAAACAAAAAAUGGGACUUGAAAAAGAAAAAUCCGAGACCAGUGUCAUUAUGGAUGAGGAUGAAUUCAAUAGAUCGAUUGAACCUAUACUUGGAAAAAAACCGAAAGUGUAUUCAGAGGACCUGGACAGAGAUCCCAAAGAUAUUAACUUGCACCUAAAGAUUGGUUUUGAAGACAUCAUUGCUGAGCCCAUCUCCACUCACAGCUUUGACAGAGUGUGGAUCGGCAGUCAUGCUGUGUUCGAGCUGGUUAAAUACAUCUUCUACCGGAUUCUUACCACGUUUCUGGCUAUUCCUAUGGCAUUUAUUGCGGGGAUUGUUUUCGGGGUCCUCAGCUGUAUACAUAUUUGGGUGGUGAUGCCAAUGAUACAGGGCUGCAUGAUGACACUGCCCUCCACCCACGUGAUCUGGACCAGCUUGAUGGACAUGUUUAUAGGGCCUUUCUUCUUCAGCAUUGGACGGUGCUUGUCGUCCAUCAAUGUCAAGACUGUGCAAAAUUGAGCAAGUCUGUCCUAAUCUAACUCCGCAUAGAAGUGUUGCAGAAUCUUUCUGUCAAGUUCUUUUGGCCUCCUUUUUGAGGGUUAUUAGCUGAAGGAUAAGUUAUCCUUGACUGCUGAAGCACAGAAAAGAGAAAGAACUUUUCUUUUCUUCAUUUCAGUAGACAAUUGCAAUAUUCAUUCCGUUAUUUAGCCACUGACGUGUCAACCUCAUAAUGGGCGGCGUCAGUGCUGACAUGCUUUUUCAUUACUGUUAUGUAAGUCUAAUUAAGCUUUUGUGUUUAAAAUGCAAGACUUUUCAAAGUUUUUAUUGUAAUGAUUGAGAUUUUUACCUUAAAGGGUUCACCCAAAAAUGAAAAUUAUGUCAUUAAUUACUCACCCUCAUGUCGUUCCACACCCGUAAGACCUUCGUUCAUCUUUGGAACGCAAAUUAAGAUAUUUUUGAUGAAAUCUGAUGGCUCAGUGAGGCCUCCAUUGCCAGCAAGAUAAUUAACAGAGUACUUUUUGUGCGCCAAAAAACAAAAUAACAACUUUUCAACAAUAUCUAGUGAUGGCCGAUUUCAAAACACUGCUUCGAAGCUUUACAAAUCUUUUGUUUCGAAUCAGUGGUUCAGAGAGCCAAAGUCACGUGAUUUCAGUAAACGAGGCUUCGUUACGUCAUAAGUGUUUCGAAAUUUCAAUAGUUCAAGUGACUUUAGCAGUUUGAUAUGCACUCUGAACCACUGUUUCGAAACAAAAGAUUCGUAAAGCUUCAAAGCAGUGUUUUGAAAUCACCCAUCACUAGAUAUUGUUGAAAAGUCGUUAUUUAGUUUUUUUGGCACACAAAAAGUAUUUUUGUCGCUUUAUAAUAUUAAGGUUGAACCACUGUAGUCACAUGAACUGUUUUAAAUAUGUUUUUAGUAGUUUUCUGGGCACCUGAAAGUGUUAAUUAUCUUGCUAUCAAUUGAGGCCUCACUGAGCCAUCAGAUUUUAUCAAAAAUAUCUUAAUUUGUGUUCUGAAGAUGAACAAAGGUCUUACGGGUGUGGAACGACAUGAGGGUGAGCAAUUAAUGACAGAAUUUUCAUUUUUGGGUGAACUAACCCUAUUGUGCUACUGCAUGUAAUAUGAUAUUGCAAUAAGCGCAUGAUAUGCUUGUGAGGAAAAAAAAUUAUGCAACUACUUCCAAUAGGGUUGUAGUGUUGUGCGAUUUAUUUCCGAGUUAAUAUUUAUAUUGUUUGGAGUUGAUAGAUUUUUAUCAACAAGAGUAAAUUAGAUGAUUUGACGGCAUUUCAGUGUACAAACUAUUUAUGAUUUUCAGGUACAUUCCUAUUAUAGAGAGCAUUCUAUACAAAUUUAUAACAUAUUUUUCUUCUGUAUUAAUGACUUCUUUUUGUAAUGAUAAAAUAGUGCCCAUAUGGCGAUUAGUUUGACUUGCAAAGCCACAUUGGACAUGCUGUUUGCCAUUGAUUGUGCUUUGUUAGUGGCUCCGCAGAGUAAAUGGAAUAUUUGACUGUGCAAUGGAACAUUAGAGGCUCAGGUGCCGUUUCCUCACCCCUGUUGAAUGAUGUCAUGUAGCAAACAUGCUGAACACGGCUCAGCUUAUGAAAGGCAGAACUAAAUGCCUCUCAGUUCACAAAUAAAAUUAUUUUUGGAAGUUGAA
Ctenopharyngodon idella (grass carp) is the source of this 2250-nucleotide messenger RNA. It is a transcript of the gene cav2, whose product is annotated as caveolin 2. Gene Ontology annotation, cellular component: Golgi apparatus; caveola; cytoplasmic vesicle. Gene Ontology annotation, biological process: negative regulation of endothelial cell proliferation; insulin receptor signaling pathway; positive regulation of MAPK cascade. Bases 126 to 614 code for a protein of 162 amino acids. The record is from RefSeq and is a predicted model, not a curated record. The transcript has 3 exons. Lineage: Eukaryota; Metazoa; Chordata; Actinopteri; Cypriniformes; Xenocyprididae. Gene Ontology annotation, molecular function: protein kinase binding; molecular adaptor activity.